CGCGAAGCCACGCCCCCGAGUCAGUGAGGGAGAGGGAGGCAAGAUGGCGGCGGCGGCGCGGGGCGUCGGGGCCGCGGUGGGUCGCGGAGUACGGGAGCUGCGCAUCCACCUCUGCCAGCGCUCCGCCGGUAGCCGCGGCGCCAGGGACUUCGUCGAGCAGCGCUACGUGCCGCUGAAGAAGGCGAACCCCGACUUGCCCAUCCUGAUCCGCGAGUGCUCCGGGGUGCAGCCCAGGCUCUGGGCUCGCUACGAGUUUGGCAAGGAGAAGAGUGUGUCUCUGGACAACCUGACGGUGGAUGAGGUGGCCAAGGCCUUGGAGAGCCUGCUGAAGGGCGAGGUGCGAGGGCAGCAGUAAAGGUGCACGAGUGGA
This is a messenger RNA of Colius striatus (speckled mousebird), 370 nucleotides long. It is a transcript of the gene NDUFA2, whose product is annotated as NADH:ubiquinone oxidoreductase subunit A2. The record is from RefSeq and is a predicted model, not a curated record. Lineage: Eukaryota; Metazoa; Chordata; Aves; Coliiformes; Coliidae. The transcript has 3 exons. Bases 44 to 355 code for a protein of 103 amino acids.